AUGCAGCCAGCUUCACCUGCUCAGUCCUUUGCUCAACCACAACGAUUCUACACUACUACCACGGCAGCUUCGCCACGUUCCAGCUCCCGAACUACGCCCCAGCUGUCCCGCGAGGCCAGCGGUGAACUCGCGCGACCCCCAACAAUGUCGACCUUUUUGCAGGAAAAGCUUCAGAAGGAACGCAGGGCCGAAAGUGAGAAGCUUGGGUCCUCCACCUCGUCACGUCACAACCUCGAUAUGAGCGCCUCCGUCGACCUCGGCCGCGUCGCCACAGAUCGAUCUUUCAGAUCCUCCGAUCACGAGCCCCAGCGGCCCCAGUCUAGCGCCGGCAUGGAGUCGGCCAAGAAAAAGGGUCUCGGUGUAAAAGAAAUGGAACAGGUCGUCUCCUCGCUUCACAAACAAAACUUUGACCUCAAGCUCGAACUAUAUCAUCGUCGCGAAAGACAGACCAAGCUGGAAGAGCGUCUGGGUGCGCUUGAGGUCGAAAAGCAUGACGCGCAAAAGCUGAGUGACAAGUUGCAGGCCGACCUGGGAAAGCGAGACAAGGCCAUUGAGGAAGCCGUCAGCAUGAUUGUUGAGCUCGAAGCCAAGGUCGACCAGCUCCUCAACGAGCGCACCAUGGUCCAGCACGUGGAGAGCCAGGGAUUCUACGCGUCAACCGACGGAUUUGAAGACUACGACGACUCAAUAGCCAACUCGUCUACUGCGGACCUAACACAGCUCCAGGAUCGGUCCAAGACACCCACCGUGAAUCGCAUGCCCAGUUUCCUCUCUGAGCACAAUGCAACCACCGAAAACCUGAGGAACGUCUACAUUGGCAACCGUGCGAGCAUCCUGAGCCUGCGGCGCAUCUCUGGUGGUCACUCGGAGACUGAUAACGCCAUGAUGAACGGUCUGGCUAGCCCCACACUGAGCGUUCUCAGUGAGAGUUCCUUUAUGAGUGUAUAUGGCCAAAAGGGCGGCGACACAACCGUCAUCGACUUUGAUGACCCCAUCGCGCUGAGCGGCUUUGACGGAAGCUCCCCAGUCAUAGUUCAAGAGUCACCCGCGUCUGGCGCAAGAAACCAAAAACACCAGCAGUACUACGACAACGACCAUUUACUCUCUUCCAAACACCAACAAGAAUACAGACCAGCUACAGUACGGCCCAUCAAUGACGUACUGAGCCAGGACUCACCGCUCCAACGGCUAGAGAAAGGGGAUUCUGGGCCCCGGACUGGCGGGCCAGAUGUUCCCCUUCACCAAGCUGAUCGUAGCGAGGCUUCUCAGAACCAACACCGCAACAGCGUACAUGGUUCGCCUGCCCGGCGAUCCAUCAAGGAUGAAAAGAGAGCCGCAUUGAGAAAGGUAGUGACGGACGCUGGGGGUGUUCGCCUGUAUGACCAAGCAAUGCCACCGACGCCAGAUACCAUCUCGUCGUCGACACUGCAGAGGUACAAGAACUCCAACGACAACCUCUCCGUACGCCACCAAGUCUCCGACGAGCGGCAAAGAAUCUCGUCAAACGAGACACGACAAACGCGGGAACCACACGCCACGGAACGAAGCGGUGGCGGUGUGUCUCUACUUCAAAAGGAGCCCUCGCGCAACGCACGCAGCUCGCGGCAGCCUGACGCGGGUGCAAUGCCCAGCUACGACCCUUAUGGCGCCAAGAACAUUCCCAGACCUCACUCCGCCGGGGAUACAACGGUUUCCCACAAACGGAACAACUCAUGGGACAGCGACGACGAGUCAGACACUAAGUCGCUGCAGUCCAGCCUCGACAUUUGGAUGCGGGAGAGCACCAAACUUCCCAAGACGACUGCCGGCCGCGUGUCACCAGAUCUCUUUGGCUUCCCGACUAGCAUGACCCGUGGCGGCUGGGCCGCCAGCUCCCUCUUCGAUCCCAAGCAGCGGCUCGGUUCCAUGCCUAGCACAGACUACAUGCACGACUUGCUGUCUCUGCGCGAGGCGUUGCUAUCGCCAAACCUACCUCCGCCGCCUCCGCCCGACAGACGGUCCAGCUUAUACGGAGUUGGACGAUCCAUGUCGGCCAUGCCUACGACCGAAAAGCCCCUGGCUGCCGAGGGCACCUGGCAAGCACCGCCACCAUCCUCCGGCGCUGCCAGCGCCACGGCUCGGAAUCGUCGCAAUAGUGAUGCGGCCGAUCUCCGCUCCAGCACGCGCACGCCCGUCCAAGGUGACCACAAGAGAGGCAACAGCAGCAGCACUUCGGCAAACCAUCAGCAUCCGCCCAUCUCGUGGCAGCAAGGCCCACGCACCGGCCUCAAGGGACUCUUUAGGCGCUCUCUGCCCGGCGGCGGCAUACCACCAUCAGCAACCGUAUCGUCGCCCGCCAAGUCUGACUGCAUUUCCUGUGCGCAGGAUGCGGACGCGCCGGCGUCAUCGUGGGCCUCACGUAGCAGCGCCGCCACGCACGACUGUGACCGCACCGGCGCCACGCCCCCGCCCAUUAUGCUCAACAACCCACGGCAGGCAGCCCGGCGCAGCUCCAUCGCGACUGUCUCGUACGAUGGCGCCUCCUCUUCCGCUGCUGCCCCCGCCGCGGUAGACGCGCAGUCGGUCAAGUCCCAGGCGGCCGACGCCAUGUCGCAGCAUAGCAUCCCCAACUCGCAGUCCACGACGGGAACGCGAAGGAAAUGGCUGCCGGGAUUUUCGCGCAACAAAGCGUGA
Akanthomyces muscarius is the source of this 2673-nucleotide messenger RNA. RefSeq lists its product as uncharacterized. The record is from RefSeq and is a predicted model, not a curated record. Bases 1 to 2673 code for a protein of 890 amino acids. Lineage: Eukaryota; Fungi; Ascomycota; Sordariomycetes; Hypocreales; Cordycipitaceae. Gene Ontology annotation, cellular component: microtubule organizing center. The transcript has a single exon.